UUCGCACCAGGGUUCCAAAUUGGAAUCCCCCUCUGGUGUUAGACGGAUCCCCUCUCCCUUCGAACUCCUCGAUAAGGGGCUUCCAGCAAGGGAAGGCCAGGUAUAUAACGAACGCCGUAGAGCAAGCCUUACUAUUGCCUGACAACAUGGUCGAUCUGAGGACUAUUAAGAGACACGAAGUGUUUUUGGGUCUAAAGAGAGACCUCACCAUGGCUGUUUAAGCUACUUUUUAGGGCUAAGGAGUUAGUGAAUAUCACUCACCGACAAAUGAAGGACGAGGAAGGCAGGCGUAUUGCUGCUAUUGAGGGCUUUAACGUGGCUGAGAAGAGGAUUAACGAGCUGAACACCAAGCUCACCGAGGCUAACAGGGAGAAGAAAAACAUUGAGGCUGCUCUGGGAGGGGCAGAAAGGCAAGCCGAGACUCAACGCAAGCAACUUCGUCAGGCCGAGGAUGAGCUUGCUGCAACCAAGGACCAAACAAAAGUGUUGAAGAAAAAACUGAAGGAUGCUGAGAAAGCUAGGGACCAGGCCGAACAAGAUGGCUACAAUGUAAGGGUAGCUAAGACCGAGAAGGCCCUUAAGGCUGAGGUCUCGGGGGUAUGUAGAACAUACUGCCUCCAGGUGUGGAAUGAGGCCCUUAACCUAGCUAGGGUUAAGGCUUUCUCAGCACUUAGGAGAGUAGAGAAUGUUUACUAUCCCCUGCAAUCCGAGCACCAGACUCCUCAAUCUCCCAGGAUGAUGCAACCCCUAAGGAUCCGAGCUCCAUCGAUGAGAUAUCGGCCAAAGACCUUCCUCCUCCUAGCAGUCCUCCAAAAAGGGCAAAGCAAGCUGGCGCAGCUGAGAAGGAAAAAGAGAACCCAAAAGAGGUCACCCCUGAAACUACAAAGCCUCCAACUGCACCCAAGGAUUCUUCCGAAGGGGGGUGGUUUCCCAAAGCCAUGAGCUGGUUUUAGCAACUUUCCCCAUUCCUGCCAAUAAAGAAUCCAAAGGUAAAGGCCCAGCAUCCUCAGCAGCAGCAACUGCCCAACCCACCAAGACCCCAGCAAAAGACAAGCUUGUAAUAAAAAUGAAGUAGUCUUUAGAGUAGCUUUCUUCUUCUUCUUCUUCUUCUUCUUUUAUUUUUUAUUUUUUCUCUCUUUUGAACUAUUGUUUUUGUUUCCAAAAUUUGUAAUCAAUUUGCACUUUUUGUAAUCAAUUUUCCUUUUUUUAAGGCUUAGCUUAAUGAUAAUUAUGAGCUUUUCUUUUACA
Quercus robur (English oak) is the source of this 1248-nucleotide messenger RNA. RefSeq lists its product as uncharacterized. The transcript is spliced from 2 exons. The record is from RefSeq and is a predicted model, not a curated record. NCBI's taxonomy places the organism in Eukaryota, Viridiplantae, Streptophyta, Magnoliopsida, Fagales, Fagaceae. The coding region runs from base 268 to 942 and encodes 224 amino acids.